GUCACAUUUGUGUAUGCAGAUAUCCAGUUAUUUUCCAUUUAUUUAAAUUAGCAUACGCGUUGUAAGUGUAUUAUUAGUGAAACCUUUUACCGAGCAUUUUCAUAUUUUUUAAUUAAAAAAAACCCGUAUUAUUAUUGUUAUUAUUAUUAUUAUUAUUAUUAUUAGCAUUAGCAUGAUUUUAUUAGCAUUGUACCCUCCUCUGACAAGUGGUUCAGUCGGCGCCGGGUAAGACAUAAAAAUGUCUUCAGUCACGAUUAUUUCACAGAUGAAGUUCGGAACACUGGGCAGUUUCAAGGUUGCUGCUGUACAGACGCUGCACAGAAGAUCAGGGAGGAGUGUGCGCUGUGAGGAGGAGGCUUUUGGAUCAGGAGCAAGGCCACAGUGACAAGUGUCAGGGCUAAAUUCUGCUGUUAAAUUAAGGACUUGCUGUGAGCUUGAGCAGUGGGGAACUUCCUUUACCGACGGCCUGCAGGGGAAACGUAGCUUUCAUACGGAGAGGAAGACAGAGCUGGGGCAGCUACAACACAAGCUCCAGGAGAGGAGAACGGCACAAAGGAGAGAUUCAGGAAGAGGAGUCCUAGGAAACACGUCUUCAGCACGCACGCACGCACACACACUGACACACACACACACUGAGAGGCAGGAAGAAUCCUUGGACAUGCUCUGCAAGCAGUGGCUGUGGAGAGGCUGAUUACUGCAGACAUUGUGGACGAGCUACAUCCGCCAGAGAUGAUACCUCAUGAAGUCUAUGGAGCUCAUUUUGUGAGCUGGAGCAACACCAUCUUCUCUGGUUUGAGACCUGAUGCCUUUCACAAGUGAAAACAAAGAGAAUCAGAAUCACAGAGUGCACAGAGAGGCCAGCUCCUUCACGUAACCACUGAGGACAUAAAGGAGCCUCAGAGGAGCUUAGAAGUCUUACAAGGGAAUAUUAAAACCACGCUUGCACAAUGAAAUCCAACCAAGAGCGGAGUAAUGGAUGCCUACCUCCUAAGAAGCGCGAGAUCCUGGCUCUGGAGCAGAGGCCAGUGGUUGUAGCCACAGCGACACCCCCAGCGACGGCAGUAGUGACCGAUAGUCCUCACACAGAGAACUUAGCGUGGCUGGCAAGUGUAGCCAGUGAACGCUGCAAAUCUAGGGAUGCAGAGAGUCCACGAUGUCUCAUCUCCUCCUCUCCUGCCACCUCUGUACCUUCCUCAGCCACUCCUCUGUCUACAAUGCCCCUGGCCUCUCUGCCUGCAGUUUACUCCACAGCUGUUCCUCAGCAGGCCGGGACGAUCCAGUUUGCUCAGCUGGGACCCAAUGUUCAGUUCAUCAGCUCUGGGCCUUAUGCUGGAUAUAUCUCCUCUCACAUCAUCUCAACAAAUGCUAGCUCUGUGCCUAACAGCUCUGCCAUAAUAGGUCAGCGGACCCACCUGGAUGGGUAUACCACUGUUAUCUCCCCCAACACCAAAGGAGAGCAGCAGUUCCAAAUAGGCCUCUCCUCCACAGAGCUGGCACCUGUGUCGCUACCGAGCUCUCCCCAGGUCACCAGCCAGUACAUCCAUCUGGACAGCAGAACUCCUCUGACUGUCAGUGGCAAUGCUGUCACUUCACCCGCGGCUCACCUUCAGCUACACCCUCAUGCAGCCGUCCUCCCUCAGACACUCACCCUCGCUCCCUCCCAGUUGGUGGUUCAGUAUGCAGAUGGUUCAGCUGGGAGGAAGCCGGACAUGCAUACUAAGAGUAUACUGAAUGGAGAAUUGGAGGUCAAACAGGCAAAGGUCCCCAAUUAUCCAGGAAACCAUCAGCAGGUCCAGAGUUAUGAGGCCAGACAUAUCCUUCUCCCUGCAGACUAUGGCCAAAACCCAGCAGGACUCCAGACCUCUUUGGUGCUGGUGGCACAGCAAAACCAUGGCGAUGAACACGAAGCUGGUUCGAAUAAGAUCUCCUUUGUCCAGACUGAGAAAGGAAGCAUCUGCUUAGGAAAACCCGUGUCCAGAUCUUCUUCUUUCACCUCCCUCCCUUCCUCAGAGAUGGUGAAGUCUGUUGCUCCUCAUACAGUUAUCCAGACCACUCUACCACACGAGGAGCUACCAGCCAGCCUCUAUUCCUCCACACAGCCACCCAUCAUUGGCUACAUCACCAGUGCAAAUCAGCAUGCUGUCAGCUACCAUGCAGCACUCCCCCAGCACUUGGUGAUCCCAAGUUGCCAGUCCCUCCUCAUCCCAGUCAGUGGUGCCAAUAAUGCCACAGAAAUGGAGGUUAGUCGUACUGUCAGUGCCCUGACUGCUACUACCACCCCUCAGAUAUCCACUGCCAUGCCGCAUGCGUAUCUGGCCACAGCUCUGUCAAAGUGUGAGGCACUGGGGUCGGAAGGACAUCGACCACAUCAUGCAGCUACACAGGCUACUGUACUCCCAGUCCUGCCCCAGUGCAACCACGCUCCAGCAGCAGUGGCACCUCCAUCCCCCCCUCCUGCUCGUGUCCCGACUCCAGCCCCGGUUUCAAUCCAAGCAUCCCCCUCUAUUUCCUCUUCCUCAUCUCCUGUGGCACUCCCACCGUUCUUCAUGCGAGGCUCCAUCAUCCAGCUGGCUGAUGGGGAGCUGAAGCGCGUGGAAGACCUCAAGACGGAGGACUUCAUCCAGAGUGCCGAGAUUAGCAGUGAGUUGAAGAUUGACUCCAGCACUGUCGAACGCAUUGAUAGUGGGCAAACUCCCAAUGCUGUGGUCAUUCAGUUUUCUGUGGGAGAGCUCAAAGCCCAGGUCUGUGUGGAGGUGUUGGUGGAGUACCCCUUCUUUGUCUUUGGUCAGGGCUGGUCAUCCUGCUGCCCAGACCGCACCACCCAACUGUUUGAGCUGUCCUGCGCCAAGUUGUGUGUCGGCGAUGUUUGUGUGUCGCUGACCCUCCGCAGCUUGAGGAAUGGUUCAGCAACAGACGCCCAGGCUUUGGGGACUAAGAUGAAGACGAGUCACCACUCCGACUCCUGUCACAAUGCGGAUGCCAAUGUAAGACACAGUAUGAGUCCGAACGCUGCAGGCAGUAAUGGCGGCCUCCUAAUGAAGGCUUCUGCAGAGGGGACCUAUGGAGUAAUGCUGACUGUCUCAGGGACUGGAGAAGCAACACAGGAAUCUGCUCUCACCAAAAUACAGUGUGGUGAUCUAGAGAGACCCACAGUCCGCAAGAGACGCUGGUCAGCUCCGGAGAGAGACCAGACUGAUAAAGCGGAGGACGAGCCUCCUCUGACUCUGCCUAAACCCUCUUUUGUCCCUCAGGAGGUUAAAAUCAGCAUAGAGGGCCACUCCAGUACUGGACGUGACAGGUUCUUCAGCAAAAGAGUCGACUGCUGAGAGAACUUUAAUGAAGUAUCCGUGGUUUGCUUUGUGUUUAUCCCCUCUUUUCUCUCUAUCCAGACUACUGUACUAUAGGCAGAGUUUACAUAGUAUUUACAUGUUUCCUUUCACGCAGUGAUAUCUACAAUGAAGUCGAGUUCGGUAGAGUUCAUAAUCGGUGUCACACAUGAGAUCAGUGCAAUCAAUGCUGCAGGCAAAAAUGAAUGCAGCGUGCAUGAAUGUUGAAUAUGAAUGGCGGUCACCUGAGAGACAUUUCACUUUGACAUUUGAUUUUUUUUUUUGUCCUUUUUGACGUGAUGAAUGCUGUACAGUUCACUAGUUCUCUCAUCACAUGAACAAGCACAGACCCCAUGGGUAACUAUGUUUGGAUUGUUUGUUAGUUUCACUGUUAAAUUGUCUUGUGGUGUUUAUGAGUCAAAGAGAGAGUGAGUAUCUGAUGAGUUUUGAGUUUUAAUUUCAUUAACAUACCAUCACAGAUGCGUAGUACCACUUUUGGUUCGAGUCACUUGUCUCCAUAAGUAUGUUCUCGUCUGUUGAUUUGUGUGUUUUUCUGCGUGGCUGUCAAACAGAGCACAGGAGUCAGCUGUGUGUGUGUGUCUGUGUGUGUCUGUGAGUGUCUGUGAGCUCAGUUUUCAGCACAGAAGUAGAAAAAAAUGAAUGUAAAAAUCACUGCUUUUGUCCUCAGCACUGACACAUUUGCUACACAUCAUGCUGAGAAUCUAUUGCAACUUUAUAUUAAUACUUCAUCAAUUCCUGGACUGCGUGUUCGUCUUUUACCCUCGCUGCCGCAUGUGCAGCAUUUAAAAUAUGUCUUUAAAGAGAAUAUAAGAUAUUUCUGUCUAAUACCUCCAAAAGAAGAUUUUUAGUCAGUCUAUGUUGGGACUAAACCAUAGUUUGGGCAACUUGGCGACUCUAAUUCAGUGAUUACUUUGUUUUUGCAAGCAGUGCAGCAAGUAAUCAAAAACUUGUAUUGUUACAUUCUCAAAUGGACAUAUAACAACAGGAACAGAGCGACAUUAGCAUUCAUGUGGAGCCUUGUUCUAGCUCAUCUUUUCACUUUGUUUCAGUCCUGAGGGAAACAUCUGGCCAUGAAGUUUGGAAAUUCUCCAUCAUGUUUUUAGACUUUUUUAUUGAAAACGACUUCAUGCUGCAGCUACACAACAGUGUUUGACCCAAGUAAACAGUAACAGCAACAUUAAAGUAAAGUAAAACGGUGAAGUUGUGGAUCAUAAAGCCCAACUGUACAGAGUCACCUGCCCCAUUGUCACUAUAAAAUAGUGAGCAACUUAUAAGGCAAACACACCAUAACUAAAACAUUUAAAUAAAAGCAUGACAUAGUACAUAUUUAUGGGAAAAUGGUAUGUUCCCAUGCUACUGAUGUAUCCUCAUUUGUUCUUUUACUGAAACUAUGGCCUUAGAUACAAUGUAUAAUGUACCUUGUUCACAGGAGCACAUGUUUUUUAAGGGUUUUUAUUUAAAACCUCUUUUCCUCAAUGAAGGUAUGUCCAUACCUGGUAUAUCAGAGUUCUGCUGUUUGUAUUCAAACAGCUCUCUUUAGGUUACUACAUUUGUUUCUCAGAGUAGAGCCAAAAUUAAUAUCUUACAGUUCAUACUCAGGAACAGUGUGUGUGUGUGUGUGUGUAUCCAUGUGUGUGUUCUGAGCAGCAGCACUUUGAUAAGGCAUCCAGCAGGAUUGUGGCGUUGGUGGUGGUGGUGGUGACCCUGUUUGGUGAGCAGUUGCUAGAUAUAACGAGGGCAGUAAAGUGACUGUUUCACAUCACAUUAUGUGCGACAGGUUUAUCAUUGAUAGAAAAUAUACACUAGGACAGGGAAUGUAAACACACAUCGGGCAGACUAUCUCACUUUUAUUUUUGAUGACUAAUAGAGCUACUACUCAGAGACAGGAAGAUAGAGUUGUAGAUAUAAACGAGGCCAGCGAGUGUUCAUCAUGUACAGUAAAUUGUAUUUUAGAGAGUGUACAAUGUGUGUAUAGAUAUUCUAAUCCUUAAGUAGCUUAUGUACUGUAUGUGCCACAGCGCCUCCUUUCUUCAAUCAUUCCAUUAACUCACCGAUAUCAAGUGGUCCUGCAACCGUUUUUUUAGUCAGUUCAGGUAUUGAUGUAAUGUUCAUGAACGUGCUACAGUUCUUCAGGAACAUCUACAUAUUCAGAGCGUGAUUUUGACUUCACACACUACGGCAUACAGUUUGUGUGACUAUGAACUACUUGUCAUAAAUGUUAUGAACCUUUGGGAGUUCCUGAAAGGUGUUCAUUGUAAACUCACUAACUUGACUGUUCUGACUCUUCUGUUUGUGUUUGACUGCUCAGGCUAAAACACUGCCCUGUGACUGUUCUCCUCCCCAAGACGAUGUGGUCUUUAAUUCUUCACCGUUCCAAAGUAGAGCUACUGUUUCAUCACGUUGUCUUCGUAGCUAUCCCAUCGUUCUCUCUCUGUGAGCGUGACCUGUGUUUGUACUUUCCUCAAAAGACAAAUCUAUGAAAUGUUCGAGCGAUGCUUGAAGAAAAAGGCUGGCGUUAACGCGACAUCUUUCUAUUGGGAAUCGGUCCCAUGAAAAGACUAAAACCAAACUGAGUUUAUGAGUCAAACUCUUUCACUGACACUCAGCCUCUUGAGCCCCUUCAUCUCUACUAAAGAAACAAAUGUAGCUUCAUUCACAGAUUUAGAAACAUGUCUUUAAGGUCCAGUGUGUAACAUUUAAUGACAUCAGAGGGCGAGACUGUAUAUUGUAAAAAAAGAAUUCUCCACUCAGCAUGUUAGGGAACUAUAGUGCAGACACCAAUAAGGUGUGCAAAAAAUGCACAUUCUGGCUGGUUAUUGAUGCUGCUGUAGAAACCUGGUGGUCUCCUUAAAGCUUAUUCUAAGGCUACAAGAUCGGAUUUUUAUUUUAAAUUGGAAUUAUACCUUUGUGCAAACCACACAUGGAUAGUGCAUUCAAUUUCUGCCGAUAAAGCCUCUAAAAUUUUAUACACUGGACCUUUAAGUGACUGGUUACACUGUUGAAGACUUCUCAGCUGUGGAUCUAUACAUCCUCGCAUCAGGAUUCUGUUUGUAGAAAUAGCUGAAAGAACAAACUUUGUGGCACAUGUUAAUGUUUUUGGACAAUGAAGGUCAACGGCACAGUGGAGUAGAGUAUAAGAGGCUGCAGCUGCACACACGCACACACACACAACACCUGUCAGUGUGAUCAGAUUUGUUGACACGACAACAAUGUAGAACACUGCACGAGGAGGAGGAUCUACUCCGCAAAUGAAACGACGGCCAAAUAGGAACGAUUAAGAUGUUGCCAAGCACAGUUUGUUUGUGUUGCGCGGAGGAACGUCAGUGAAAUCACCUGUGUGGUUGAACCACAGUUGAAGAGACUCUUCAAAAACAUUGUUGCCAGAUUUCUUUUUUUUUUUGACAAACACACCUGAACUAGGCUCAUUCAAAUAUGACACUAUCAAAGCCUUGAAUAUGGUGUAAGCACCACCUCGUGGUGAUCUGUGGAAAUGCACUUUGAAAAAUAGGGUGGGGUUGGGGUGUUUUAGCUGAGCUAAUACACUUGAGUAAUGUACAGCGUGUCUGAGAGAAAUUGUACCAUCACAGUACAUCUCAGCGAUUUGUAAAUAGCCUAAAGUCUUCCAUUGAAACGUUGAUAUGACCUUGUCACCAGUGUAGAGGACACACACUGGUUCCCCCCCCCCCCCCCCAUGUACAGACCUUUUGAAGUGAAGUUUACAUUGAAGAAUCAUCGAUUAUUUGACAGAAACACAAGCUUUUGCUUCACCUGACACAUUUUCUUUUGCACCAGCUCAAAAAUCCAGGAAAUUGUGGGAGUAAAAAGACUUUUAAAAGUAAUGAUUUUGUAAUUUGGGUCUGUGUUGGCUAAAGCUCAGCUAAGAUACACCAUGUCCUAUGUAUACUAUGUCGUAAGUAUCAAUAAUGUUCCUUAUUUUGACAGUGUUGAGGUUUGCUAGUCAGAAACUGUUCAAUCUUUACUUCAAAUGUUUGAUUUUACAUUUGAUCAAAUAUAUUCAAAGAAAUAAAGAGUCUAAAGAAAA
Solea solea (common sole) is the source of this 7389-nucleotide messenger RNA. Its product is annotated as ataxin-1-like. The transcript has 6 exons. The record is from RefSeq and is a predicted model, not a curated record. Gene Ontology annotation, biological process: negative regulation of transcription by RNA polymerase II; nervous system development. Gene Ontology annotation, cellular component: nucleus. Lineage: Eukaryota; Metazoa; Chordata; Actinopteri; Pleuronectiformes; Soleidae. Gene Ontology annotation, molecular function: protein binding; RNA binding. The coding region runs from base 948 to 3326 and encodes 792 amino acids.